UUUCGGAAUGAGGCGGACUAUGUAUAAAAUACCGCGUUUUAAGUUAUUUUUUCGGUGUUUGUCGUGUGCGCCUAAGUGUAGUGUGACGUUGCUUGUCUUAAGCACUUUAUUAAUUUCAGGGUAAGAGGUUUUUUUUUGUAAUCGAUAGUGUCAUAUGUAGCGGCGAAAAUAUAAUUUCAAAAGGAGCUGUUUUGCGUGUGUAUGCGUCAAGAAUUCAGCAUGAGUUCAGUUGUCUUUUGCAAGGUGCAGUUAUUUUUUGUUUCUAGUACUUGCUUGACAGUGGAAUAAGAAAUGUUGCAUUUCAGUCGAUUCAGUUAGUUCCCUCAUGAGAAUUUCAGUGUUUCUAAUACAGGAUCUGCGAGAAUGAUCGUCGCUUGAUAAAGUGGAAAGGAUGGCGAGUCCUAACGUCCCGCCAUGAGUGAGCUUCAGGCCACGGUGGAGUUCUCAGUAGAGCUCUACAAGUUCUACAAUGUGGAUCUUUUCCAGAGAGGGUUCUACCAGAUCAGAACAGCAUUGCGGGUUUCACCAAAAUUACCAGUCAAAGUAGAAGUGAAUCUUCCACGAAACCAACGAAGUGAACUGGUGUUCCCAGCAUGUGUGGUCAAUGGAGCAGGAGUGAGCAAGACCUUCCAGAUCUUGUACCGCAAUGAAGAAGUGCUGCUGGACGAUGUCAUCAUGUUUCGUGCUCACAUCCUUGUUGACAGCCAUAAGGCAGAAGAGACAUUGGAGAGGGCUGAUUUCACUCUUACAGUAGAACUGUGGUUUACUGAUCAGACAUUUGGACCAGAUCAGCACAGCUCAAUUGCAUGUGUGUCAAGUCGCACACUCAAUCUGCGCUUUUCGCCUACCAGGGGACUCCAUUACCAUUUACCUGUACUGUUUGACUACUUCCACCUAGCUGCCAUCACCAUGACAAUACAUGCAAGCCUUGUUGCACUCCAUCAACCAUAUAUCAACACCCCACGUAGUGCAAAGCCUUGGCUGGGAGCUUCACAGAAACUGAACUUCAGGCAGCCUCAAUCUACAAUGGAGACUGUAUUUUUUGGAAGCCUGAACAGCACCAAGUGUGUGAGUUCUGGUUCACGACUGGCACAUGCACGCCAUGUGCACCAGGAGGUCUGCAGUAUUCUGUUGGCAUCAUACGAGACCUUGCAGGCUCGGCUGCACGAGUAUAUGAAACUCCUCCCCUCGUGGCAACAACUCACGCUUGAGACUGCAGACUGCUUUGAGAGGUUCAACAAUCUCAGCGAUCUAGCUAAGGAAUGCCACAGGAACCUGCUGGCGAGAGUGAACCACCGUUCUUCCAACAACCUCUUGGAUGCUCACUGGGACCAUCUCAGGCUAGUAGAAGUGGAAGAAGAAUUUGUGGCCUUAGCAAACAGUGACAUAGCACAGCUCUGUGCUGAGAAUAUUCUGCUGUGGCAACAGUUUCUUGAAGCUUUCACCUGCAAAGAUCCUGUCCAUCAACACCUGGCAAGACACCAUCACCAUUUAAGGGUGAAGAGAUUUGCAGAGGCAUUCUUUGUUUUGGAUAAUCCACGUCAGUCUGCUGCAGGAUGCUAUGAUGCAAACUAUCAGAACUACCUUGCUGUGUCAGAGAUGGUGAGGCGCUCUCGCUAUCUAGCAUCACUACCUCCACUGCCAGUGCAGUGCAAUGAGCUGGAUGGUGACAUUAACACACUGCCAAUAAUUUUUGAGGACCAGUACCAGGACAUGGCAGAGUUUGCCAGGAGACGUUCAGUUGCAGGUCGCAAAGCUGGAAGUGACCCAUUCCUGAGUGGUACUGCUGAUGUGAAAUCUGAUCCUAUUUGCCCUCCUCUACAACAACAGGAAGAUUGUAGCUGCGGUAUAGUCGCAAUUCUGGAAUCACGGUCACAGAAGAUUUUACCCCCCACAUCACAGCAGCCUACAGUGCAGCACACACCUUCUCAGAAGCCAACUACACCUUUAGUACCUCGUUCUCUGGGUCUGCUAGGUGUUAAUGAGCAGCAGCUAGCUUGUGAUGUCCUGAAGGCCACUCUAACACUGGGACCACACAGGGGUCGGCAGAUGCCAACCUCUGUAGCAACUUCUGGGGGAACACUUCCAUCACACCGUGGGGCCUCUGACAGUGAAGGGCUGCCUGGUACCAGAGCAGCUUUGCCAACACGACACAGCAAGUCGUUGGACCAACUGAAGACAACUGGUACAUCAACAGCGCCUCAACCCGUGGUAUCUGUAUGCCCGAUUCCAUCACAACCGAAACUGGUGCCAAAUGCCGCAACACGGCGAGUGGCAGUUGGAAGGUGGACAGCCGCUGACACAUCUACUGCACUGCCAACCUCUUCUUCAUCUGCCCCCAAUCCUUCUCUGGGUGUUCCUCACAUUCUCGGUGUAACACGGUCCUCGUCCACACAGAUACGGCGCGAGAGAAGUGUCGACUGCUUGGAGUUACCGGCAGUAGGUGCGGGGCGAUCUACUGCACCGACUGUCCCUCCUCCGAUGCCUGCAACAUUGCCACUCCCUCCGGGCCACGGUCUUAAAGAAAAACUGAAAAAUAAUCUCCGCUUAGAACUUAAAGUGGCUGACACAGAAGUGGUUGGUACUUCUCCCUCCACAGAGUCUGGUGAUUCGGUUGCCAAUAGUGCAUUUAAGAGGUUGGAGCAGAGUGCAAGUGUGCCUUUUAAUCUCAGUGAAACCACAGACCUAACAAUGAAGCAAUCGAGAAGUACGCCGUCAGUUCCGAGUGUCGCAGUGUCGCAACGUGAUCAGAGGAUUCCAGAUGACAUCGAGCCUCUGCGGUUCACGGCUAGUACCGGUGGCUCGAUGCCCGAUUUAGCAGGACCUCUUCCACCGACGAUAUCUCCUCCGAAAGACACCCCGUCUGAGCCGGAGAAGUUGCCACGGACUCCUGCAGGACCUACAGAGCUCAGCAAGAUAGAAGUAGGAUUGUACAGUUCAGCAGAUCCAGCCUUGAUUUCUGUAGAGUCAAGUUUAGUCGAGCCAGUUCCAACAAGUGUGAGACCGAAACCUCGUUCCCCAGGAAAAUCACCUUUGUGCCCUUCUCUGUCCUCACCUCCCUCCUCUUCUCUUUCUGACAUAACAUCUGAACAGAGUGGAUGGGUGUCUAACUCUAGUGGAAGAACAUCUGGUGAUACAUCCAGUGGUCAGUUGAGUCCAGAAGGAAGUGAUUUUGUUCCUAAAAUUUGUAUAGAACGUCGUUUGUCUAGCAAGCAACAUCGAGUAGUGAACGGAGAUCAGCUGCGUGCCAGAUUGCAGGAGCUGGCAGAGCCUUUAGAUUCCAAACCGCCCUCAGUGGAACAUCCUUACGAAGAGCUUAGAUUGCCUCCACCAAAACAAUUCCGGGAUGAUCCUCCUCCACCAGAACCUUUCAGAGAUCCUCCGCCGCCUCCUCCUCCACGAUCUGUUCCCUCUAUUACGAGGAUCAAGCCAAAGACCUCACCCCCACUGCCAAUUGACAAUCUUCUGUAUCAUGUGUAUGAAAGUGUGAAAGAAGUUGAAAAGAAAUCCUUAGAACCAAAUGUGCGGAUUUUGAGUGAAAAAGAAACUGAGAAAGAUAAAUUAGUGAAAGAGAGAGAGAUACAAUCCCAAGCUCAAAGUGCAUCCUCAAAAGUAGAACCAAUAGCAAGCAAAAAAACGCCGUCUCCAAAGGCGCCAGCUGUCGAUCAGCCAUGUUCCUGCCCAGUGCCUUCAUCACUUCCUGGUCCACUGCCGACACCAGCACCGACACAAACUCCAGCACCUCAGCUGCCUCAAGCACCAGCAGCUUUGUUGGCUCCAGCACCCCUACCAUCCUCUGACAGGAUGUGUGAGUGCUACUCCAAGGAUGGGGAGGAACGCUUAAGGCAGAAGUUGGUCUCUUCCAUCGCAGAUGAAGAACUCAGCUUCAUCAAAUUCAAAGAAGAUUUUAAAAGACAGAUGAACUUCACAGGGAUGAUUUACAGUGACUUUCCAACUCUGGCCUCCACUUUGCCUUAUUUUCACAUCAGUGAUGAAUAUAGAAUAUUUUCUCCAGAAGGCUUACAUUUGAUAGUCUGUGUUCAUGGCUUGGAUGGGAACUCGGCUGACUUGAGGCUUGUGAAAACGUAUCUUGAAUUGGGCUUACCAGGUGCCAAUCUAGAAUUCCUUAUGUCGGAAAGAAACCAGGGUGAUACAUUCUCCGAUUUUGAUACGCUGACGGACAAGUUGGUCGCAGAGAUCCUGUAUCACGUGGAGGCCUGUGGACUAAAUCCAGCAAAGAUAAGCUUCAUUGGACAUUCGCUGGGGAACAUCAUUAUACGAUCAGCAAUCACACGCCCUCAGAUGAAGCAUCUGCUGCCUCGUCUACACACCUUUCUUUCACUGUCAGGGCCUCAUCUUGGCACACUGUACAAUAAUAGCGGCCUUGUCAACAUGGGGAUGUGGUUUAUGCAGAAGUGGAAGAAAUCUGGUUCACUCUUGCAACUUGCAUUACGUGAUGCUGCUGAUGUGCGUCAAACUUUCCUGUACCGCUUAAGUCAACGCUCAAACCUACACCACUUCCGAAAUAUUUUAUUGUGUGGAUCUUCGCAAGAUAGAUACGUUCCUUUGCAUUCGGCUCGAAUAGAACUUUGCAAGGCUGCUGUUAAGGAUACAUCAGUUCAAGGUGCUGCUUACAGGGAGAUGGUGCACAACAUCCUAUACCCCAUUAUCAGCAAACCAGAAGUAACUUUUGUUCGCUAUGAUGUACACCAUGCGCUGCCAAAUACGGCUAAUUCUCUUAUUGGCAGAGCUGCUCAUAUUGCUGUGUUAGAUUCUGAACUUUUUAUUGAAAAGUUCCUUGUGGUGACAGGCCUCAAGUAUUUCAGAUGAGCUUAACAAUUUAUACGUGAAAGAAACUGCAUUUAUAUGCAGAAUUAUAUGAAGAGCCGAUUAUCAACAUUCCUUUUUGUGUGUAUAACAAUCAUUGCCACUGGGGAGGGAAACUUUUAUCGAGCUUAGAGGAAAAUGAGAAUUUGCUACUGGGACUGGAAUUUUCUUUAAAAUGUUUCAGUGUUCCUUCCCACAAUUGUUUUUAUAAACAAGUCUGGAAAUGGACUAAUAAUGGCAGCUGUAAUAUUGAUUGUGUGAUCUUGCCUACUGCUCUGACUGCCAGCAGCAAUUUCUAUGCCUCAUACAAGUAAUUAAAUCACAGUUUGAUCUGUACUAUAUUAAUCUGCCAUGUUGUGUUUCAAAACAUGAAGGAACUAAUUGUGAACAAGCACCAGCAUUCUGGUAGGACUUUUAAUAAAAUACUUGAAAAGAAAAAAAAUAUAAUUACAAAGUAGCUAUCUGGCAGAAAGCAAAUUUUGAUUUCAACUUGAGUUGUUAUACAUUAAGCGGUGCACAUGCAACGGUGUCCAAAACAAUUGUAAUAUGGCUUGUGUUUGUAUUUUAUCUAACCAAUCAGGUAACAUGUGAUAGGCUGUUGAAUCCACGGGGAUUUCAAAUCGGCGUUAAAAAUAGUCAUUGAUAUUCAUAAUAUUACUUCUGGAACAAUUGUGUUCAUGUUUUGCUGUGGUGCCACAAAUAAAUGGGGAAAAAAGGAAAGGACAUACACCAAAAUUUUAAGAUAUUUAAAGCUUUCAAAGAGUAGACUGUGUUGUACACUAAUAAUCUUUUGCAAAUUGUUGUUAGAAAUUCUGGAUGGUUUGUAAAAUUAUAAAAUGUGUGGUAACAUAAACUUCUUACAAAGUAUGUUGUAAUAUUCGUUGCUGAGCAUAUUAGGUGACACAUUCAUGUUUAUUCUUGUUCUUACGACUUUUUUUUCCCUCCCCAUAAUGAAGUUCAAACGAUGUCAAUUUGUUUGCUCAUGUUUUCAGUCCCUAUGAGAUCUGAAACCUAAAUUGUAUAGUAACAGUUCUCAGUUUUUAACUGAUGUUCACACCAAGUGCUAGUAAUAUAAGAGUAUACUUUGUCGAUUGUCGUAUUUGUCUACUUUACCUACACAUGUUGAUUCUUAUUUGUACUGUACAUUUAUAUACAGUGUGGUUAGAUGGUGUUGAUAAAAAUUUUAAAAGGAAAUUAAAAAAAAAAAGAAGGGCUGUUCUGUAUGAUUCAUGAAGAGUCCCUCCAAAUAUUAGCUGUUGGUUUAUUGCUCACAGUGUGUCAACAUAUAGGUACAUUAAUUACUGGUGAUCUGUAAACAGUGUAUUUCAUGAAAAUAGAUAUCAGGUUUGAAUUAAAAGUGACUCAUCAGUUUAUGAUAAAUAAAAUAUGUAUUAAAAUGUUCAUUUAGCGAGUGUAAUGUAACCUGUGCAUGUUGACUCUCCCAGGUUUAUUUCAUUUGAUAAUGCAGAUUUAAAAUAUAAAUGUCACUGAACAGUCAUGAUUUUGUGUUUCAGACAAACAGUUAGUGAAAUCUGAAAUUGCAGUGUGAUUAUUUUUAAUGAAAUUCAUUAUUUCCAUGAUGUAUUGGAACAAGUGGCAUGUGACAGGUAUAACAUGACCUUUUUCCAUUGUCUUCCAUGGUCUUAGCAAUUCAAGUCUUCCUAUCUCCAAACUUUGCUAACCAUUGAUUGCAUCAGAAGUAACAGAAAAACUCCUCCAGUCUAUUUUUCUCAAACACUUACAUUGUGCAUCUCUUAGUGCUUUGGUUCAUCUUACAUUAUUAAAACUGCAUUUCUGUAAAACUGCAUAUAAAAAAAUGUAGAUAACAAAUAACAAAAAUUAUGGAUGUAAGCACACUGUGAGAGUAUAUUGAAUGUGUGCAAAUGAACAAACACCUUUAUCCACCAUAAGCACACAUAAAUAAAUUACAUUGUUCGUUUGCCUUCUGUUUGCAUGCCUUAGGAUCACAGUCGGAAAACUUGUACCGCCUUCUUUUCUGUAUUUCAUCUCCAUAUGAUCAGUCACUCCACACUUUCUCCAUCCCAUUAGCAUCCUUAAUUUAGCAUCUUAAAAAAUGUCAGACUGUCAGAUUUUGUUAACAUUUUAGCUGGCUUUAAUAACUGGGUGAAAUUAAAGAGUGUUAGUUGUCAUAAAACUUAUUAAAAUCCCAUAACUGAAAUCAUCUUUAGAAAACUAAACUUGAGAUUUUGACAAAGGAGGAGCAGCAGUUUAGCAAACAUUUUACUCCAUUAUGUACAAUGUAAAGACUGCUGUGAUUGUUUCCCUUAACCUGUUGAAGCAUCAGAAUUGUAUUUUGAUAUAUAUAAGAGUGCAGAUGUCUCAAUGGAUAUCUGUUGUUUUUUUAUCAAAUUAAAAAAAGAAAGCUUGCAUACUAAGACUAUUGGUAUCCCUGAUCAUGAGAGCAACAACUUAGGAAUUUUAAUCCUUCACUUUGAUUACUCCAAGGGUACAGGCUACAUCACAGAAAAUGAAAGCUUCAAAACGCAUUUCUAGCAGAUUCUAAAUCAAUGUCAUAUGGUUUAACUAAUUGUUUCAAUAUUAGUGGCUCCUCAACAGUUUAGUUUAUUUAAUUAGCUUUGUCUUUCCUCAUAUACUUGCUCAAAAGCUUUCCACUGUCAGCUUCACAUAUUUUGUGUAAAAUGUAACACAACAGCUUCAAUGUUGAUAUUAUUAGUAUUUUAAAGCAAGAAUGUUUCUUUGAAAUGUGCAGUUUCUCUCUUUGGACACAUCUGACAGCAACCAUCACAAACAGUGAAAAUGAUCAUUUAUGUGACAUAUUUUAAAUGACUAAAUCUGGGAGCUUUAACAUGCUUGUUAUAGCUUUAUUUGAACUAAGUCAACUAUUUGUUCAUUUCCAGCAAUAACUGUUAGAGUGAAUUAGUUACAUGACAGUGUCAUUUCACUCAUGGGUGCUGAUGAAUCUGUAUUAGUGUCUUCAUUGUAUGGAUGCCAAAGUAUUAAACAGAAUCAGAGAAGAACUCUGAAUAUACUGUACCUGUUACAUGGAUAAUAGAGUUUAUCUUGCAGAAAUGUUAAACAAUUCACACUAGUUUUGUGCUCUGUGGCAAGUAUUGUGAUAUCGAAAACAAAAAUGAAAACAGCCCAUUAAACAUACUUUGCUGCACUGUUGCUCUGUUUUCACCACUGAAAGAGAUAAGUAAGCUUUGAGAGCUUUGUAACUGUUAAAUAAUGUGUACAAGACUAUAAAGUGUAUCUUCACCUACAAAAUGUUUUAUAAUGUUUAAUAAAUGAACUGAUUAUUUAUUGUUUGUAAGAACAGUGAAACGCCUCAAAUAUACGUGAAUAAUUUUUA
Molecule: messenger RNA, 8161 nt
Organism: Schistocerca serialis cubense
Lineage: Eukaryota; Metazoa; Arthropoda; Insecta; Orthoptera; Acrididae
Product: protein FAM135A
Exons: 17
Coding region: 415-4830 (1471 amino acids)
Source: RefSeq, a predicted model, not a curated record